Messenger RNA from Penicillium riverlandense, 3588 nucleotides. RefSeq lists its product as uncharacterized. NCBI's taxonomy places the organism in Eukaryota, Fungi, Ascomycota, Eurotiomycetes, Eurotiales, Aspergillaceae. The transcript is spliced from 3 exons. The record is from RefSeq and is a predicted model, not a curated record. Bases 1 to 3588 code for a protein of 1195 amino acids.
AUGGACGCCUACCCCGAAGACUACGUCAACCACAACCUCCCUUUCGUCCUCCUUUCCGGACUGGAAGCGGGCUCUGAGGAUGACGCUACCGCCUCUGCGAUAUACCCUCUCCUCUCCGAGAAGGGCCCAGAGAUCUUCUCCGAACUCCCUCCGGUGAGCGGGGCUGUUGCGGAGGAAUUGCGGAGCGUGCUGCUCGAUGAAGAUGGCUCUCGCAUGCCAUGGAAAUCCAGACCCAGCUUAGAUGACAACAACUCAACCGCUGCAGGGAUUGGCUUCAAGAUCAAAAGUACUGGCCGGCUUCCCCCACGAAAAGCCAAUCCUCCGCUACGCUCCCCUUCCAUGAACUCUCUCGUCGACGCCGACUCCGUCGUGUUGCACUCGCCCAUAUCACCAUUGACUCCAGGCUCUCCGACAUUUCCAGAUGGUUUACUCACUCCGCUCUGGGUCACCAAGCAUCAGGACCUGGUUCCUGCGGCUGUGAUCAAUUUCUUUCCCUUCUCUUUGGACCGGAAUAUGAACACGCUCCGCGACAAUCAAUUGAAGAUUGAGAUUAAUGACCUGAAGCAGGCGUGGACAUCCUCCGGUUUCAAGACUCGGUUUUUGGUGGUGUUGAUAUCCGAAGAUGGCGAUGGAGGACAUUCUUGGGAGAUUGACGAUCGGGUCGCAGGGAUCCGCAAAGCGACGAAUCUCGAUCCCAAGUCGGUUUUCGUCAUUCCGCCAGACGCGACAACGUCAGAAUUAAAAGACUUUACCAAAUCAUUGUUCUCGCUGUUGCAGCCUUCUGUCGUGGAAUACUAUCGGGAUCUGUCAAAGCAUGCCCGGCGCAAGCGCAACAGAAGCAGCAUCCCUCCUCCAACGGCACCACCAACCAGCGGCACUUCUCAGACUCUGUCGCUCCAUGGGUGGAAUGUCCGUUAUGAAUUCAAACUUGGAAUCUUUGCCGAGUUCCGUCAGGAGAUGGAUGCAGCGUGUCGAAAUUAUGAGUCUGCCUACGAGACCCUGUUUGGACAGGAGGUUUUUGAGAAUAUCGCUGGCUGGGAUCCGCGAUUCAAUGACGCACGCCUCCUGUCUGAUUCUCUAGCCAUUCGAAUUAUUCGUUGUUUACUUUGGACAGGUCAGACCACUGCCGCUGCACGGUUCUGGGUCGAUCACAGAGUUCGCACCAAGGACAUUAUCGACCGAAGGGGUAAAGGCAGCAGGAAUUACGGAUGGGAAGCAUGGGAGGCGCGGUGGUCGAUGGUUAUGGCUCAACUCAUCCGCCGAGCGGAAAUACCGUCCCUCUCAUCCGGGGAAUUGGAAUCCAUUUACCUUUUGCCUGAGAAAGCAGUCCCCACAGGGGAACGUGUCAAUUCAUGGGAGCACUUGCACCACGCGGGCUAUUGGCUAUGCCGCUCGGCAAAGCACACAAAGCUGCGAAGAACUCUUGCGGAACAAAUUCCAAGCGAGGAUCGAAUGCCUCCAGGACAGUCCCCUGCCUCGCAGAUUGCCAACAAGUCUUACCUUUAUGACACAUAUCUGGCUCCCGAGACUCAUGCUGAAUCACCUCUGUCUGGGAACACAGGCUUUGACCAUUCUCGUCUGAUCUUGAGCACCUUGAAGUCUGCACUCGAAGAGUUCUCAAAACGCCAACAAACUCGUCAUGUCGAGAGCCUCGGCCUCGGGAUCGCAGAAGAGUACAUGCGUGCUGGCUCUUGGACGGAGGCAUACGAUAUCCUUCAACCAUUGUGGCCAACUCUGAGCUGGCGCCACUCUGGUUGGUGGCAACUGAUGGAAAGUUUCGGAUGGGCGUUGAGGGAAUGUGCUCUCCGAACACAGAAAAGCGAGACUGUGCUGCAGGUGGAUUGGGAGCUGCUUCAUAAUGCCGAAGGCAACGUCGGGGAGCCUCUGCAGGUUCAACUCAUUAUUUCAUCGUGUGCUCAAAAAUAUUCCGCCCCCAUCAAACUCUCGGAGGUGAAAGUUGUCUUCGAGGGGUGCUUGCGCCCAUUGAAGAUUCAGUCUGACCAGAAUCAAAAUCCCGACACGACGAGCCCGCAUUACCUCACAUCUCUACAACUGCGGGAGCCGCGCACGUCUGCCGAUCCAGCCGUUCAGUCACCGACCAGUGGCUUAGCGACCCUACUUGGGACAUCGGAUCUCACAAUUGGUCCUUCCCAGACCAAAGCGUUCAAUCUCACUUGCGUCCCCCGCGAGGCUGGUGAAGCUCGGGUAGCUUCGAUAACCUUGUUGAUUGAGGAGGAAAAGUUUGAUCUCGCCUAUGUUAUCACAUGCGAGGAACAAUACAAAUCCGUCUGGUGGCAAGAAACCAAAAAGGGAAUAAGCCACAGAAGGGUGGGUAAAGACCGGGACACUGGGAAAUGCAAGGUUAUGCCAAAACCUCCCAAGAUCCGCAUCACAACCCCCAAUAUCAAACAAAACUAUUACACCAAUGAACGCGUGGCUCUGGAUAUAGAGCUACAGAACGAAGAGGAGGAAGCAGCAGAUGUCACCACUGAGAUUCGACUCUUUGGUCCUCCAGAGUCAUCGGCCAGGAUUCUGUGGCUCAACACGGAGGACAACUUGGACAUCCACGAGUCGGGGACCAGCACUCCAGCCGAAGGUCCAACCCAUUUCUUGAAGCAGCGAGUCGGAGCAAUCGAGCGUUCCUCUGAUAAGCACAUCACUGUCGUUGUGGAUGACACUCAGGAUAUUGCGAAUUAUCAACUGGAGAUUUCAGCCAUCUACAAUCUGGUGUCUGAUGUCCAAACCCCUAUAUCGAAGACUAUCACCGUUGACCUGUCAUUCACCCGGCCAUUCGAGGCCAACUACGACUUUCUGCCUUGUGUUCACUCGCAACCAUGGCCGAAUUUCUUCGCCGUUAGUGACGACUUGCUUGGUGAAGCUUCCACCUCGGUCCCGGGAGGCUUACAGCAGAGAUGGUGUCUCAAUUCCAAGGUUGUUUCCUUUGCUCUGGAGCCAAUCGUCAUUGAUCAAAUGUCCGUGGCCCUUCUCGGAGUCAGCGGCGGUGCGGUGUGCAAUAUUGAGCCAGAGACAUUGGUCAGCCCCGCCACCUCGCAACUCGCACCGGAAGAAAUGCGGGAGUCCAACUUUUGGCUUGACAUUCAGAAGCUCAUCCUCGGAGACCGCCGGCCCUCUACGCUUAACCUCGCACUAGAAAUCCAAUGGCAUCGGCAAGGAUCCGACAACGAAAGCGCCGUAUCGACCUCCAUCCUUGAGAUCCCGCGGUUCGUCGUUCCCAUGGGCGAACCCAGGGUGCUCGCUUCCUCAUCCGCCUCGGCGACCGUGCCCGGGUUGAUUCAUCUGGAGUACACGCUGGAGAACCCAUCCACGCACUUCCUCACCUUCAACCUCAUGAUGGAAGCUAGCGAACAGUUUGCCUUUAGCGGACCUAAGACCACCGUCGUCCAGCUUGUGCCGCUGAGUCGGCAUACCGUUCGCUACAAUCUGCUAGCUGCCAAACGUGGCUUGUGGAUCCAGCCGCAGCUGGUGGUGGUGGACAGCUACUUCAACAAAACCCUCCGUGUUCUUUCCACGGGGGAUAUGCGCUCGGAUAAGAAGGGCAUUCUGGUGUGGGUUGAUGCUGAUGAUUAG